This is a messenger RNA of Chlamydomonas reinhardtii, 951 nucleotides long. RefSeq lists its product as uncharacterized. Lineage: Eukaryota; Viridiplantae; Chlorophyta; Chlorophyceae; Chlamydomonadales; Chlamydomonadaceae. Gene Ontology annotation, biological process: microtubule polymerization; positive regulation of protein polymerization; microtubule bundle formation. The record is from RefSeq and is a predicted model, not a curated record. The coding region runs from base 91 to 546 and encodes 151 amino acids. Gene Ontology annotation, molecular function: tubulin binding. The transcript has 8 exons. Gene Ontology annotation, cellular component: microtubule.
GUCAGAACGCACAGCCACAAAGCCCCACGCCUACAUAGCUACUUCAUUAGUUCCUUUGACAAGUCGACAGUGUUAGUGUGUUCUGCAAGUAUGUCCGACGCUCUGAAGAAUGCCUUCAUCGCCUUUGCCUCCUACGGCAAGGGGCAAAUGAUGAAGCAAGACAUGGAUAACAAGAAUUUUUCGAAAUGCAUCAAGGACUCUGGCAUCCUGGACAAGGUCAUCACUUCGACUGAGGUGGACAUCACUUUCAUGAAGGUCAAGGCCAAGACUGACCGCACCAUCAACUUCGCCCAGUUCUGCACGGCGCUGGAGCACUUCGCGGCCAAGCGGGGCGUGUCGGUGGACAGCCUGCACGCCAAGGUGGAGGCGGCCUCGCCCACCUCCAACGCCACGCAGGCGGAGGCGGUCAAGUUCCAUGAUGACAAGAACCUGUACACGGGCGUGUAUAAGAACGGCGGCCCCACCAACAUCGACAAGCAGGCGGCGGGCGGCCUGGCUGGGCACCUGGACAGGAGCCCGGCGGACGUGCGCGGUGUUAAGUUCUGAAGCGGCAGUCCUGAGCAGGGUGUGCUGCUGGGAUCAGGCGUGGACGGUGGCCGCCGGAUACAGACCGGCACUGUGGUAGGAGCUGAGGUCGUAGGGCACGGGCAUUGUGCUGACCUAGGUUCAAAUAGCCGUGGCGGCAGGUGUGCUGUGAAUGGUACAUGUUGUGUGUUCGUGUGUUCGGGCUAGAGUCCCUCCUGUACAUGCAUGUGUAUUACCUUGGACCGGGCUGCGGAAGCCCGUCAAGCCCUUCAUAAGAUAUCCUCCGUACAUACGCACUGGAGGCGAUACAUAGUGCAUCCGGCAGUAAAGGCGAGUGGUGUAGGGUUGAGGCGGGCCCUGACCCCAGAGGCACGCGGCAAGCAUGUUGAAUUAAAUGUCGUCACUCCCUUGUAACGAUGGCAUAUU